GACAUCCAACCAACUCUGAGCAUCCUGAAACCAUGUGCUACUACGGCAACUACUAUGGGGGUCUGGGCUAUGGCUAUGGCUGUGGUUAUGGCUGUGGAUGUGGCAGCUUCCGUGGCCUAGGCUAUGGCUGUGGAGGCUGUGGCUGUGGAGGUCUGGGCUAUGGCGGCUAUGGCUAUGGUGGCUAUGGCUAUGGCUGCUGCCGCCCAUCUUGCUGUGGAAGAUAUUACUCCUAUGGCUUCUACUGAACAGCCACCCAUUCCCGGCCUCACAGGAAUCCUUGUUCUCUCAUGCUUUAGGCUAAUCCCAUGGCAUUGUAAGAACAACAGAUUCCAUCAGCCUGUACAGCAAGGGGACAUGGAAGAGCCAUCGCAAUUGAUGGAGCUUGCAUGGUUGCCAGGUGGCAGAGACCAAGAAGCCCCAAGACCCGACCUUCUAGGAAAUGAAGCAAAGUGUCCUCUUUCAUGAGCAGAUUCCUUCACUAAAGAGCUCAUUUCCAGCAAGUUUCUCUACUUUAGUACAACAUGGCUGAGGGAUCCGUUAUGAUGUUUUAAUAAAUUCAUU
Monodelphis domestica (gray short-tailed opossum) is the source of this 561-nucleotide messenger RNA. The record is from RefSeq and is a predicted model, not a curated record. NCBI's taxonomy places the organism in Eukaryota, Metazoa, Chordata, Mammalia, Didelphimorphia, Didelphidae.